Rhagoletis pomonella (apple maggot) is the source of this 2618-nucleotide messenger RNA. Its product is annotated as transcription factor grauzone-like. The record is from RefSeq and is a predicted model, not a curated record. Bases 190 to 2454 code for a protein of 754 amino acids. Gene Ontology annotation, biological process: regulation of transcription by RNA polymerase II. The transcript is spliced from 5 exons. Gene Ontology annotation, molecular function: zinc ion binding; DNA-binding transcription factor activity, RNA polymerase II-specific; RNA polymerase II transcription regulatory region sequence-specific DNA binding. Gene Ontology annotation, cellular component: nucleus. Lineage: Eukaryota; Metazoa; Arthropoda; Insecta; Diptera; Tephritidae.
GACAUCUUUUUGCAUAGCUUGUUUGUGGUUGUGGAGUAUGAUUUUUUUGCAGAUUUGUGUAUUUUCUACAGUUCACGAUUUUAAUUGUGUUUUCUGUGCUUAUCAUAAUUUAAAAAGAUUAAAUUAAACUGGAUAUAUUGUGUAUUAGUUUAUAUACUAUUAAACUGACUAGCAAUCGUUAAUUGUGCAAUGGCCUGUUUGUUGUGUUUGGAACAUGGCAUGACGCCGGCACGAUUCAUUGAUAUUUUUUCUGAGGAAGGUUGCCAAAUGAAUAUUUGCAGCAUAAUUGCCAAACAUCUAUGGUUGAAACCGGAGAGGGAUAUAUCUACUGGUCAACGCAUUUGCUGGACUUGCUGGGAGGCAUUGCGUGAUUUUCACAUAUUCUAUCAACGUGUGGCUGAGGUACACAACCGUGCAGACUGGAAGACUCCCUUUGCUCACAUUGAGCAAGAACAAGAAAACGAUCCAUUGCCACAGGAAAUCCAACUUAAAUCUGAAGAUGCCACGAAUUCCGAAGAGAAGUUGCAAACUUCUGCGGAUAUGGAAGGUAACCUAUUCGACUCAGAAGUCAAGUUAGAGGUAUAUGACCUAGAUUUAUUACCACAAAUCGAAAUUAUCGAAGAAAGCACGCCUGCGAGUAAAAGAGCCCAACGAGCCAAGCGUCGGGGACGCCCGCCAAAAGACCCAAAUGCAAAAACAUCGGCCAUCCCCAAACGCAUCAAACGAGAUCCAUCGCCACUGGCUGCUAACGAUGAUGACUCGGAAACCGAACUGCCUUUAUCAGUUUUAUUGAAUGCUAGCAUCAAGACUGAUACCAAUGACGAUAGCAAACGAGUAAUUGAAAUAUCACCAGCCGAAGACGAGUCAAAAACCGAAAAUGAAACCGCUACUACUUCAACCACUGAACCUCAGAAAAAGCGACGUGGUAGACCUAGAAAAGUGCGGGUUGAAGAAGCAUCGCCUAAUAUAAACGUCACGAAACAAAAGGAAAAGAACGAAAAUAAAGAUAAUGGUAAAAAGGAUAUAAAAACCGAGCAGGUCUCCCUUAAUAGUGACGCAGAAGAUAACGAUAAUGACCGUGAAUUCAUCGCUGACUUCGGCGGUUGCUCUGGUACGGAUGAUAGCGGUGAUUCUAGCAGCGACAAUACUGAUUCAGAUGAAAGCCUUCCAGACUUCGAACCAAAACCGCAAUAUGCAGUCAUUCCGAAGAAGAAAGUUGUUAAGCCCAAAAAGUAUCGUAAGCGUGAGAAACCUCUUGUACCCCCUAAACGUAUGACAAAAGAGGAACUCGAAGCGAAACGAGCUCAGCAAGAUGAGUACGAUAAAGCUAUCAGGCAAUUUUUUGGACGGUUCGCGUGUCCGAAAUGUGAGUUGUUGGUCCAAAACUUUGCUGAAAUUCGUGGGCACUUUAGAGCUUCGCAUAACGAGGAUCCCGGAUAUAUGAUGUGCUGUGGCCGAAAAUUUCCACAAAGAAAAGCUCUAGCUGAGCACAUAUAUUUGCAUUGGAAUCCAGAGCAUUUCAAAUGUACCCAAUGCGGAAGACUUUUCCAAGACAGUCGCAAUCUAGAGCAACAUGAAGAGGCGCACGUCAACCCGCCAGAACCAAAAGAGCGGAAAAUGUUUCAGUGUGAUAAAUGUCCGAAAGUAUUUACAACAAAAGCCGCAUUUGAGCACCAUUCCUUUUCAAAGCAUGUACCCAAAUCGGAGUUUAAAUUCUCAUGUACACUAUGUAAUAAAAAACUUCCAACACAGCGCAAGCUCAAGGACCACAUGAAAUACAAUCAUGAUCCAGAAAGUACAAUCAUUUGCGACAAAUGCGGCAAACAGGUGCGCACACAAUACCUGAAAAAGCAUCAUCAACUAGAGCAUUCUGAACAACCACGCCCAAUUCCACAGCCUAUGCAGUGUCAAAUUUGUGGUACUUGGUUGCGUCAUAUGUCGGGUCUUAAACAACACAUGAAAUCAAUACACGAAGAUCCCGGUGGUGAACACCGUUGUUCUAUUUGUAAUAAAGUUUCAACAACGGCUCGUGCACUACGACGUCAUGUUUACCUCAACCAUGAGUGCGAGCGGAAAUUCAAAUGCACUAUGUGUGAAAAGGCCUUUAAGCGGCCUCAAGAUCUUAGAGAGCAUACCUCCACACAUACCGGUGAAGUUUUAUACACCUGCCCUAAUUGUCCAAUGACUUUCUUCUCUAAUGCUAAUAUGUAUAAGCAUCGACAGAGAUUACAUCGUGCUGAAUGGGAAGCAGACAGGAAGAAACCCAGGCAUAUAGCAAAUAUUAUGGCUCAAGCUAUGGGUGCAACAGCGGCACAGAGAGCGAAACAGGCAGUAGGCGCUACAUCAGCCUUCUUUGCACAGAAAAUGAACACCAGUGGAAGUACGGUUGGCACAGAAAGAAUCAACAUCGAUCCGGAGGUCAUGCAGCACCACUUACAAAUGGCUAUUCAAUAAGAUGCAACAAUGAGAUUUAAAGCGUUUAUAAUUAUGAAAAUAGAUAUGCAUACCUAUUAGGAUAAAUAUAGGUUGCUUUUAAGAGCCAGAGCUUGGAUAGUUAUUAACAAAAAUGUAUGAGUGUGUACAUAUACAUACAUAUAAUAAAGAUAUGCUAAAAAGGA